Messenger RNA from Toxotes jaculatrix (banded archerfish), 1080 nucleotides. RefSeq lists its product as uncharacterized. Bases 188 to 1024 code for a protein of 278 amino acids. The record is from RefSeq and is a predicted model, not a curated record. Lineage: Eukaryota; Metazoa; Chordata; Actinopteri; Toxotidae. Gene Ontology annotation, molecular function: calcium ion binding. The transcript has 6 exons.
CACAGUGUGACUCAACAUCAGACUGAACCAGCAAGGUCAACCAGAAAGUUUUCAAAGAUUUUACUUAAAAAAAGAAGAAAAGGAGACGUUCAGUAAUGAGCUGAGGACGAGUCUGUGAAUACUGAUGAAAUUGAUCAACCUCACAUCUUCUGUAAACACAGCUGUUUCUUGUCCUCUGUGAGACCACAUGCCAGCCAACACGAAAAAGAAAAAGAAGCGGCUCCGAAAACCCACCAAAGAUAAGCAAGAGAAGACAAACAAAGUUUCCAUUGACAAAACCUGCGAGGCCUUCGGGUCCGACAGGCCGGAGUUUGAGGUUUUCACGGACGAGAUGAUUCAGUGGUUUUCUGAUCAUCAGCCGCAGGUGGAUCAGCAUUUCAGCCUCAGGGACACAGACCGAAGUGGAUCAGUUAACCUGAAGGAUUUCAAACUCGGUCUGAUGAACCUGGGCGUCCCCUGUCAGGAGUCUCAGCUCCACAUGCUGACUGAGCUGCUGAAAACCAGCAACAAUAUGAUCAGUUAUCAAGACUUAAACAGACAAGUACAGAGCUUAAGACUGAGUCACAGCAGCACAGACGCAGCCGUCCAACAGCCAGAGGACGUCUCCGGUUUGAAAACCUGUCCCUAUGAUUGUCUGUUAAACCGUGACAGAGACAGGUUCAUCCGUCUGAGUGUCAGACUGAUCCCCUUCGACUCCUCUUCAGUCCAUCCGGGGAACUUUGAGGUGGUUUUGUCGAGCAGCAGCAGAGUUUUCGGUCUGAUCAGGAUCAUCCAGGACCGGGUCGGGAUCCAGACCUCCAGGCUGGAGGUUUUCCGGAGCAGGAAAACCACAGAGGAGGCUCUGCCUCCAGAGAGCUCCCUGGAGGAGUGUGGCUUCAAAGGAGGCCCAGAGGAAAGUCCUCCAGAGGACACUGUGUACUACGACUACAGACUGGUGUUUACAGACUGUGCGGUCCUCAACUGUGACCACUACUUCAGGUCAAAGCCAGACUCUGCUGCCAGGAGGACUGGACUCAGUCUGUGACUGGACACUGUUGAGAAAUCACACCAAUAUCUGUCAGUGUUUUUAACCACUUUGGU